CGUCAACUAAGUUUCUUCACUCUCCACUUCAUAAUAUCAACUUCAUUCUAAACAAUUAGAAACAACAAAUUAUAUAUGUCUCCACAAACAUAAAGAAUAUUAAUUGUUUAAGGAAGAUAUAUUAUUUAGAGUAUUAAAUAUACCGGGAAAGUAAUUAUAUGUGUGUGGGCGGGUACCCAUGGGGCGGGUUUACCUAAACCCAAACCCAACCCGACCCGGUGAAUAGUGUAGCGGGUUUAAACCCGAACCCGGCCCAAAACCCUUUCAACACGGGUUUUACCCGCGUUGACCGGGUUGGGUCGGGUGGGUACCCGUGGGUUCGGGUUUUGUUGCCAUCCCUAAACCACUUCCUAAAGCGUAGUAUAGCGGGUUUGGGUUUUAAUGUCAACCCGGGUCCUAGAUGUGAUGACUACUCAGCGAAUUCUUAUUAUUUAGCAGUGAAACUUUAGUGCAGGUUCAAACAAGCAAACAAGCAAGCAAUUAAACGGUUGUUUUCAAGUCGAGAGAGGUCACCCGGAUAUGGUUCCCCCUAGACUGCAGUCAAGCCGGAUUGCAAUUUACCAAGUUCAGUUUUAAUGAUAGUUAUAUUGCGAGAGGUUCUUAAGCAGUUUGAAGUCUCGACUAAAGGUCUCCAGACCCUCCCAAUCUGAGUCCCCAGCGGGCGACUAACCUCCACCGGAGUAAACAGAUUGAGGCCCUAACGAACCAAACCUCCACUACCGAAGUAAAUUCGAUACAGAAUAGUGAAUUGGCUCCUCGACUAAAGUCGCCAAUUAACUACCUUCAAUUAAGGGUGCUCUAUCAACCUAGGCAGACAUUCUCUUUCUAGGUUAAAGCAGAAACAACAGGAAUUUGAUCAGGAUUCAUGCCAUUCAAUCACUCAAACCUCAAUUGAAUAUAAUCAAAUCAUAGAAUCUGUACUUGGGUUCAUACAAUCAGACCUAACAUACAAAUCUAGGGUUCUCCAUACCCAGAUGAAUAAGAAAACUACUCCAUAAAGAGAGAUGGAAAAUCUAGCUCAGAUGCGGAAACCAUACUAUGAAGGAUGAUAAUCAACUUCUGGCGCUCAAUCGGAUCUUCUCCAAGCUCAAGCCGGGCUCCAAUGGUGAUGAAGAUCAAGCUAGGGCACUUGGGAACUCUGGUUCGUCACUUUCUCUCUCUAGGAAUCGCUCUGUCUCUCUAAAACUCCGAAAUCCCUUCUCAUUUGGCUCAAAUCUGCCUAAAAGGCCGAUCCUGGGCAAAACACAGUCGAGGGCACGACCGUGCUUUGCUUUUGCCCGCCCGUGCCCUUGCCACGUGUUAAAAACACGACCACAUCUUGGGGAAAACACGGUCGUGCCUAAAGUUGGACACGGCCGUGUUUUUAGUCACUCUCGCCCGUGUUUUGGGCCAGCGCAGGAAAAUCUUGGAUCAAGCCUCGACAGUAAAAGCAUGUUCCAGGAACACGGCCGUGCUUUGGUUUAGGCCAGCCCGUGCUUUGGCCCCAGCUCGACCGAAUGACUUCCAAAUGCCCCGAAACUCGUGCUUAGCCUUUCCUUCGACGUCUAGGACCUGAAAUAUGACAAAGUAGCACAACCCGACGUAAAAUAGGCCAAAAAUACAUGACUACGCCCCGCAAACGGAUAAGAACUAGGGGUGCAAACAUGUGCAAUUACAUCGUUAUCAGUAAACCUGUAUUGCUUCAGUUCUAAGCUUUCAUCUUCUUUUAAUGGUAAUAAUACCUUGGUCUAGCGAUACGUAAUACCACUAGCCUAAGACAUGGAGGUCCCAAAUUCGAAUCCGUUCAGUAGUACAUCGCAGAAAAUGAAUAUAAUGUCACCCUUAUAAAAAAAAUAAUACCUUGGUCAUUCUUCUUAUAGCCAACACAUUCUCGAGUUAUAUCAUACCACUCACUCAAAAAUCAUACAACCCGAAGUCCUUCAAUAUAACAAAACUCAAUGAUAUCAAUGAGGACCCUAUAGUAAAGAAUUCCACCAUCAGUCUCCCCUCUCACUAAGUCACCACUAUUCUAACUGUGUUUGGUCAAUUUACGUAUUCUUGUGUGAAAUCUGAAUCCAUGCAUUGAUAUAAUAACCUGUGUAGUGCAUUCUUGUAAUAUGAAAUGUCAACAUAUUUGAAUGAAUUCAAAAGUUAAAACACAAGUUUAAUAAACAAAUUUAAAUCAAUGAAUUAGUAAUUACCUCAACUAAGAACCACUUAACCAAUUUUUGCUUAUGCACUUCCCCAAUCAUACGAACACCUCUAGCACUUUCUUGGAACACGUUAAGGUGGUUACUAGAACUCUAGUAGCCACCAUGACUACAUUAGUAUCCACCAUCUAUUUUUUUCUAUUUUUUUAAUCUCACGGUUAAGAUUGCUCCUAGGCAAUUUUGGAAUAAAAAAUAAGACCACACCUCAUUAUUCUAUAUAUUCUACGCUAACCCUAACUCUGUCAUCUCUCCCUCCAGCCAAAUCCUAUGGAUGCUCUCUUUCCUCCCCAACGACGAUGAAAUCCGCCGGCCUCCACCGACCAUCCCUACCUCUCUCUCUCUCUCUCUCUCUCUCUCUCUCUCUCUCUCUCUCUCUCUCUCUCUAUCCGAACCUCCCACUUCCGCCCGCCUGUGCCGGUCGUCCCUGUUCCUCCCUCUAUUUCCGGCCUUGGUCCAACGACUCUAAGCGUGAUCGAUAAGCGAGGGAAAGAAUAGUCAACAGAUCAUUAGGGUAAGAAUGUAUGUAUGAUUUUAGGGCUGUUAGCGGUGCGUUUUCGGUUUUAACCGCACCGCCAAGUCGGUUAGCCGAGGCUGAUGAAGAGCAGAAUUCAACAACCGCAAGCUCCGGCGGUUAGCCGAAAACCGAAACCGCCAACAUCGGUUCGGUGAGGCGGUUAGCUGAUAACCGGUAGCAGCUAGCUUUACGGAGAGACUCGUCAGCGACAGCUUAAGGAAUGACGACGAGAUCUCUGUUUCUUAUAAGGACGACGGGCUGACAACGCCGUGAGGACGAGACAACGACUGGAUGUGAAGAAGAGGUCGAUUGGGCGAUAACAAAAAGCAACUCGACAGGACGCCGACGGGACCGCGGCGGGAGGAAGAGAUGACGACUAGACGAGAAGACGAUGUCGUCCGGCACGAGGAUGGAAGCUGGUUGCAGCAGGAGGCGGAAAUCUGGAAGGGAAUGGAGGAGGCAGGGAUGGAGGAAUUUAGGUCACGGGAUUUGGAUAUGGAAUCGACAAAUUGGCUUUGCGGUGUGGUCUUGACGGUUUUUGCGGUGCACCGUCGGUUUCACGGUUAGCAACCGAAGACCGCCCGGUUAGCUGCUUCCCCCAAUUAUCCCAACCGACACCGCUAACUGCAUGUGAUAAACGGUUUUCGGUUAG
Molecule: messenger RNA, 3355 nt
Organism: Linum trigynum
Lineage: Eukaryota; Viridiplantae; Streptophyta; Magnoliopsida; Malpighiales; Linaceae
Source: the annotation of a GenBank genome assembly